Messenger RNA from Cololabis saira (Pacific saury), 3731 nucleotides. It is a transcript of the gene sgpl1, whose product is annotated as sphingosine-1-phosphate lyase 1. NCBI's taxonomy places the organism in Eukaryota, Metazoa, Chordata, Actinopteri, Beloniformes, Belonidae. Bases 124 to 1821 code for a protein of 565 amino acids. The transcript has 14 exons. Gene Ontology annotation, biological process: sphingolipid catabolic process; carboxylic acid metabolic process. Gene Ontology annotation, molecular function: sphinganine-1-phosphate aldolase activity; pyridoxal phosphate binding. The record is from RefSeq and is a predicted model, not a curated record. Gene Ontology annotation, cellular component: endoplasmic reticulum.
GUUAGCUUGCGGCCGUGUUUGGCAGUAGCAUGUAGAGGUGAGCAGAGGACUUUAAAGCUGCUGGAGCGGAGUUUCCUUGAGAAGAGGACUUAAGAACAGCCAGUGACAGUUUCCCUCGGCGACAUGGACUACUGGAGUGCCUUGGAGGUGUAUAAGGAGAUGCUGCUGCUGUACCUGGAGGAGGGCCGGCGGCUCGUCAACUCCCACUGCGCCCACCUGGAGCCGUGGCAGAUCAUCGGCGUGUCAGUCAUCACCACGGUGGGAGUCGUCUGGAUUAAAAGCUUCCUCUUCCAGCAAGAAAGUCUCGUGUCCCGAAUCAAGAAGAGAUGCUUUCGACUCCUCAGGAAAAUACCCUUCGUUGGUGCGACGAUCCAGCGGCAGUUGAGCAAAGCUCUGGACGACAUGUCUGUGAGUCUGUGCACGCUGAAGGAGGGGAUGAGCUACACCAAGGUGCUGCCGUCUAAAGGUCUCUCUGAGAACCAAGUGACGGACAAAAUCAGAGAGUACGAGACCUUAAAUGAGGUGAAGUGGGAGAAAGGAUGUGUUUCUGGUGCCGUGUACUGGGGCGACGAGUCCCUGACCAAGCUGCUGGUGAAGGUGUACGGGGAUUUUGCGUGGAGCAACCCUCUUCACCCCGACAUCUUUCCCGGAGUGAGGAAGAUGGAAGCCGAGGUUGUCAGGAUGUCCUGCGCGCUUUUCCACGGUGGACCGAGCUCCUGCGGCACAGUCACGUCAGGGGGCACGGAGAGCAUCCUGAUGGCCUGCAAGGCGUACCGGGACAUGGCUUAUGAACGCGGUGUCAAAUACCCUGAAAUCGUCGCACCCGUCAGCGUCCACGCCGCGUUCGACAAGGCGGCGCACUACUUUGGGAUGAAGCUCGUCCACAUUCCCCUCGACAAGAAAAGCAUGAAGGUGGACGUGAAGGCGAUGAGGAGAGCCAUCGGCAGGAACACCGCCAUGCUCGUCUGCUCAGCGCCGCAGUUUCCGCACGGAAUCAUGGAUCCCAUUGAGGAAGUGGCCAAGCUGGCCGAGCGUUACAACAUCCCGCUGCACGUGGACGCCUGUCUGGGGGGUUUCCUCAUCGUGUUCAUGGCCAAGGCCGGCUACACGCUCGCGCCGUUCGACUUCAGGCUAAAGGGAGUCACCAGCAUCUCAGCAGACACGCACAAGUACGGCUACGCCCCCAAAGGUUCAUCAGUGAUCCUGUACAGCGACAGGAAGUACCGUCAGUACCAGUACUUCGUGGCUCCGGACUGGCAGGGCGGCAUCUACGCGUCGCCGUCCGUGGCGGGAUCCAGGCCGGGAGGGAUCAUCGCCGCCUGCUGGGCCACCAUGAUGUACAUGGGGGAGAACGGAUACGUGGACGCCACCAGGAAGAUCAUCAGCACCGCACGCAGGAUCAGGACAGGAAUUGGCAAAGUAAAAGGGAUCUUUGUGUUCGGCGAGCCGGAGGUGUCCGUGGUGGCGAUCGGCUCGGACGUCUUUGACGUGUUCCGCCUCUCAAACGCACUGACGUCGAAGGGCUGGAACCUGAACACGCUGCAGUAUCCCUCCAGCAUCCACAUCUGUUGCACUGUUCUGCACACCCAGGCGGGGGUCGCUGAGCGUUUCAUCAACGACGUCAAGGAGCAGGUCGCCAUCAUCAUGAAGAACCCCAAAGAGAAGACCACAGGAAUGGGAGCGAUCUACGGCAUGGCGCAGUCCAUCCCGGACCGGUCCUUGGUGACGGAGAUCUCCCGAGGUUUCCUGGACUGUCUCUACAGCACAGAGGUGCCCGAGUCGAGCACCAGCCACAUGAACGGCAACGGCAAAGCCCAGUGAGGACGGCCCGGGCCCUCGGCCCCCCGAACCCCCGCAGGGAAGCCUGCCGUUAAUCGCUCAACGGUUGCCUUAUUUUGCAUACCCACUCUUGUCUGGAAAACAUCUGCAACGCUUUAGAAGCACAAGCCAUUUCUACUUUUAAUCAGCCCGGAGGGAGUCGUUCCUGCCGGCGUGGCUGCACGGCACUGAGAGGAAGGGACUGGGUCCGGACGACUUCUAAUCUUUUAAUUGACCUUAAUUAUGUCUCAGAGAGUGUGUGUGUGUGUGUGUGUGUGUGUGUGUAUUUGUGAACUCUUUAUGUGUGCAGGAGUUAUUUAGUUUUAGGGUUUCAUUUCAACUUAGCAUUUUGUUUAAUGCUCACGUCUCAUGUUUCUCUCACGUACUCAGUAACAAAACCAUUCAGUUUUUAUUUUCUUUGUACCUCCUUGUUGUCGGAACAUUUCAGCUCAUUGUCGGCGACCAAGCAGACACACAAACCACUGAGGACUGGUGGCGUCGCGGCACUGCCCCCUAGCAUGAGAACGAUGCACUGCUGCAGCCCGGCUGCAGGCAUCAGUUCCAGGUUUCAUCAUGCAGCACUUCUCUGGUGUGAAAGCACCGCAGUGCCCCGACAGCAGCACCAGGUUCACCCCAAAACCACUUGAAGCUACGCUUGUAGUGUCCGUUAGGUGCACGAACAUGCCAGGCAGUCGGCGCUCAUUUUUGUUUCAAGCAUUUGCAGAGUUUAGUUUUCCGGGGGGGGGGUUUAGUUAACAAGGGCUUUGAAUGUUAUUACUAAGUGUCUUUAAUUGUGAAUGAGGGAGAACGAGGGCAUUACCGUUUAGUUCAGCUGGUAGAAUCCUAAACUUUUUCACUUACUCCAGAAUUGGAGAAUCAAUCAGAGAUUGGACACAUGUCGUCUUACCAGACUUGACUGAAGGUUUCUUUUUCUUUUCUUUUCUUUUUUUAAACCACUUCUGGUCAACUAUAUUGCAGAUACUGUCAAGAAACCUAAACUCCAUAUUCUCUUUUUUUAGUCCACAUCAUCACCCAAUGCUUCAUGUUGUUGUAAUAAUUUGUCUCCUAAUUCAAUCUACCUCAGUUUUUACUCGAAAUGCAAAAUGGCAUUUAUUCACCCGCCGAAACAUUCUGACAGCGUGACUGUUUUCUGCGUCGAACACGACAAACUUUACAGCUCAGACGGUUAAUUAACCACCAGGUUACCUGCAGGACCCCACUCAGAAAGGGAUCAAAUCCACUGUGACUGAGGCCUCUUGAUUUCUUACCCCCCCCUCCCCGGGAGAAACGUAGUUUCUGCGUGUGAAUGUGUAAUUAUCAGAUUUACAAAUCCAGCAGAAUAUUUUGAGACAUUUAAAAAGGUUGUCAACAUAUUUUACCACCCAAAAGGACACGUUCCCUCCAACAGUUCACCUGCUCUUAUGUUGUUAAAAAAAGUUUUCUUCUUUUUGUAUUUGUGCAAUAUAGUUUUCCUUUGGAGUAAAACAAAAGGGAUCACCGUGCUAAUGAUGUUGAAACCAGAAGCGAAGUAGAGGCGUCUAGUCAACUUUGUUAGCACAACAUGAGCAUUUCUGUGACCACUAGUUUCACAUCAGUCACUCGUCUUCUUUUUUGUAUUUCUUUGUGUGUUUUUUGUUUGUUUUUUUAAAACAUAAUGUGGGAUUUUAAAGAGCUCGGACAUGAAUGUAUUAAGGUUGUUUGCAUGUAUAACUUCCCCAUCUUUUAGUCUGUGCUGGAUUAAAGGACUGAUCAUACACCCCUGCUAACUGAUUAAUCACCUCUUCUCCAUCCAACCUGAAAUACUGUGUCCAGUGACAAAGGCUGCGAAAGUGACUCGUGUCUUUGUUCUGGAGAAAUAAUAAACGCUUGUGAUAAAUGAAUAACUGUUUCAAAUAAAAACUUUAACUUUUAAA